Messenger RNA from Wickerhamiella sorbophila, 1659 nucleotides. Its product is annotated as S-M checkpoint control protein rad4. The record is from RefSeq and is a predicted model, not a curated record. NCBI's taxonomy places the organism in Eukaryota, Fungi, Ascomycota, Dipodascomycetes, Dipodascales, Trichomonascaceae. Gene Ontology annotation, biological process: mitotic DNA replication checkpoint signaling; mitotic G2 DNA damage checkpoint signaling; DNA replication initiation. Bases 154 to 1659 code for a protein of 501 amino acids. The transcript has a single exon.
AACCAAAUAUUUUUUUCACUUCAGACGUACGGACGAGACUUACUUUAAAUAUUCGUUUAUUGAGGCCUAGACCUAUCUACAGCUCUUAUUCGAGUCCAAAAACUAGCAAGUUCACCCACCAAAUUUUCAAUUAGUCAAUGUAUUGAUCUCGAAAUGUCGUCGCCGCUAGAUAAACUUCAGUUUUGUACGACCAAUAUAGUCGAACCACAAGAAGCAGUACUGCGACGAUUAAUCUCUGAUAUGGGCGGGGUGUGUAAAAAAAAGUUGGAAACAGCAACCCGGUUCUUGAUUCUUGGUGAUCUUGGAGGCAAGCGAUGGACACCCAAGUAUAAUUUCGCGUUAGAGAUGCGUCCUGAUAUUGUGCUACUGAUUCCUGAAGCAAUUGAAAAGCUCCAUAUGUUAUGGAUGGAGGGCCAAGACUUUGACGGUCGCCAAGAGCUUGAAUCAAUGAGGGUGCAGCCGUUCCAGGGCCUUCGUGUUAGCUUCACAAACUUGCCUGGUCCCGAACGUGAUUUUCUCAAAACAGUUAUUCGCGAUGGAGGCGGAGAGCCGUUUGAUUCCCUUAUGCCCAAAUGCCAUAUUUUGGUUAGUGGGCUUGAUAAAGGACGCAAAGUUGACGUGGCCCGCGGCUCUUGGAAUAUUCCUGUUGUCGUUCCUGAAUGGAUUAUCAAGUCCUUAGAACGAGGUGCAGCUUGGUCGCCAGAAAUGUUUUUGAUUGAAGUGCCUCCAGAAGAUCGCAAAAAGUCUUUAUGCUCCGAAUCUGCCAGCAUAGUUUUUACUUCGAUGGCUGGUACCACCCCUUCCAUCGCAAAGUCAGCCCGUUCACGGGUUUCUUCAAGUGCAUGGGACUCUUUAAUGGGUGCACCCGCAAAGCGAAUGGCACUGAGCCGCCCAGAAUCUAGUUCGGCCUCCCCUACCCCCCAGCCUGCUCCUAAUGCUCAGGAGGGGCUUUUUGAAAACCUCACGUUUGCACUUUACGGCUUUGACGAUCGUCAAAAAGCUAUCCUGCAAAAGACAUUAACUUCUCAUGGAGCCGCAAUUGAUCAAGAUGAGCACGACUACAUGAUUGUAAACUCUUCAUGCUCUGAAUGUCCAAAGACAGAUGCACAUAUUAUAACCGAAUGGGCCAUUGAAAGAUCGCUGCACAAAAAGGCUAGAAUACUCACUGAUAUUUGGGGUAAAUUUAUCAAGCACCGAAGCAUUGCACAGUUUGAAGGUCUCAAAAUCUGUAUUUCGGGGUACUCUGGUGUCGAACUUUUGCAUUUGACUCGUUUGAUACCUCUAGUAGGAGGCGAUUUUUGCGCGACGCUAACCUCUCAACGUGAUCUUCUCAUUUCAACACCGGACAGUAACAAGUUUAAACAUGCGCAAUCCUGGGAUAUUCCAAUCGUAAACGAAAGAUGGAUAUGGCAGUGCGCCGAACAAGGUGCUCUGCUGCCACUGAAAGAAUUUCUAUUAGAAGGCAGCACUUGUGAAUCUUUAGCAAGAGUAUCUGUUUCAGACCCUGCUAUUGAGCCAGAGGUUGUAGAAGAACCGAUUCCUUUGAAAGUACCUGCUGCAACAGAAGUGGGGAUAGCAUAUGAUGAAAGUGAUAACGAACACAUGGCCUCCAAUUUCGUUCGGAUUAAACCAGCCGUUAAUGCUAGGCGUCGUAUAUAA